UUCUUCUAGUUCGGAUCCUCUGAUUUGUUCUUCUGGUUCGGUUCCUCUGAUCGGUUCUUCUGGUUCGGUUCCUCUGAUCGGUUCUUCUGGUUCGGAUCGCGAUGCAUCUCGCGGAUUUCAUCGCCGGUUCUGUCGGAGGAGCGUUUGGAGUGGCGGUGGGGUAUCCGCUGGACACCGUGAAGGUGCGACUCCAGACACAGACUCAGUAUUCCGGCGUUUGGGAGUGUGUGAGCAGAACCUGCAGAACUGAAGGCGUGGGCGGGUUCUACCGAGGGAUGUCGAUGCCGCUGACCACCGUCUCCAUCAGCUCGUCUCUGGUGUUCGGCACGUACAGGAACGUCCUGCACUCGCUGCAUCAGAUGCGGCACAGAAGCGCAGCGGAUCCGCAUCAUAAAGCUGAUAUACUUCUGUCUGGGUUCUGCGGAGGCGUCGCUCAGGUGCUGGUGAUGUCUCCCGCAGACAUGGUGAAGGUCCGUCUGCAGUGUCAGGCUGAAGGCCGGCGGUACGGUGGCCCGCUGCACUGCCUGCUCAGAAUCGCCCGAGACGAGGGUCCGCUGGGUCUUUAUAAGGGUUCUGCCGCGCUAGCGCUGCGAGACGGACCCUCGUUCGCCACUUACUUCCUCACUUACAACAGCAUCUGUGAUGCGCUGUCUGCAGAGAACCAGCCGCCGGGCUGGCCGGUGGUUCUGCUGGCCGGUGGGGUCUCUGGGAUGUGUGGCUGGGCCGUCGGGACGCCGAUGGACGUGAUCAAGGCCCGUCUGCAGGUGUCCGGCGUGAGCGGCCGGCUCUACAGAGGGUUCUUCCACUGCGUCACACACAGCGUGCGGACCGAAGGCCUGGCCGUCCUGUUCAGAGGCCUGACGCUCAACUGCAUCCGCGCCUUUCCCGUCAACAUGUCCGUCUUCGCCACGUACGAACUGGUGGUCCGCUUUCUGCGCCCAGCGUCCUGAACAUCAGGCGCACAUCUUCCCUUUGCACAAGUUCUGGAUCCUGCACAAUGUUUAAUAUCGUGUGUGUGUGUGUGUGUGUCACUCAUGAAUGUGUAUCAUUGGCAUUAAUGUGUAUUUGAGUGUUUUGCAGUGUCUACCUCAGAUGCUGAAGAGCAUC
This is a messenger RNA of Rhinichthys klamathensis goyatoka, 1107 nucleotides long. RefSeq names its product solute carrier family 25 member 47b (gene slc25a47b). Gene Ontology annotation, biological process: transmembrane transport. Gene Ontology annotation, molecular function: transmembrane transporter activity. The record is from RefSeq and is a predicted model, not a curated record. NCBI's taxonomy places the organism in Eukaryota, Metazoa, Chordata, Actinopteri, Cypriniformes, Leuciscidae. The transcript has 6 exons. Gene Ontology annotation, cellular component: mitochondrion. Bases 102 to 950 code for a protein of 282 amino acids.